ACGUCACCGAGGUCAACAGAAACUGUCAUGUCAGCCUCCACGCAGCUGCAGCGAUGCUCGGCUUGUCCAUCAGAGAGGUGUCCCAGGCACUGAAGGAGGGCAGGCUAUCUGCCACUGAACUUUGCAGGAAAUGCAUCAAUCAAAUACAGAGGACGAGGUUCCUGAAUGCUUAUAUCACCAUCACGGAGGAGCAAGCCAUGGAGCAAGCACAGAGAGCAGAUGACAGGCUGCGCACUGGUAAACCUCUUGGUUCUCUUGAUGGCAUUCCCUUCUCUGUGAAAGAUAACUUCUGCACAGAGAAUAUAGAGACCACUUGUGCUUCACACAUGCUUAAAGGUUAUGUGCCUCCCUUCAAUGCUACAGUUGUGCAGAAGCUUUUGGAUCAGGGUGCAGUUCUCAUUGGGAAAAAUAAUCUAGACGAGUUUGCAAUGGGUUCCGGCAGUACAGAUGGGGCCUUCGGCCCUGUUCGGAACCCCUGGAGCUAUGCAGCGUCAUACCGUGAACAGAGUAGAGGAGAUCCAGAUUCUGAUUGGGUUAUCGCUGGAGGAAGUUCAGGAGGAAGUGCUGCUGCGGUUGCAUCUCUCAGCUCCUUCCUAGCGUUGGGGUCAGAUACGGGAGGAUCUACACGAAACCCUGGUUCUCUGUGUGGUGUCGUGGCUUUGAAGCCCACGUACGGCCUGGUCUCCCGUCAUGGGCUCAUCCCUCUGGUCAACUCAAUGGAUGUGCCUGGAAUUUUGACUAGGAGUGUUCAUGAUGCUGCCGUAGUCUUAAGGAUUUUACAAGGACAAGAUGAGAAGGACUCAACAACAGUCCAGGCACAUAGCACCCCAAACAGCAUUCCCGAAGAAUUUGAUAUUCGAGACAUAUGUGUCGGCUUACCAAAGGAGUAUCACGCCCCAGACCUUUCUAAAGAAACUCUGGCCCAGUGGAGUCGUGUUGCGGACAUGUUUGAAAAGGCGGGGGCGCGGGUGCGAGAGGUUUCCCUUCCACACACACAACACUCCAUUGUCUGUUAUCACGUUCUGUGUUGCUGUGAGGUGGCAUCUAACAUGGCACGGUUUGACGGACUUGAAUACGGUCAUCGCAGUGCCGUUGACAGCUCCACAGAUGCCAUGUAUGCCAGUACUAGACAUGAAGGCUUUAACAAUGUGGUCCGCAGAAGAGCCCUGUCAGGGAACUACUUUCUUCUGAAACAGAACUAUGAACGUUACUUUGUGAAGGCUCAGAAGAUCCGGCGUCUCAUCGCUGAAGAUUUCAAGCGUGUGUUUAGCUCAGGUGUAGAUGUUCUCCUUACACCCACGACACUGAGCGAUGCUGCACGCUACUCCGACUUUAUACAGGAAGACAACAGAACACGGAGUACUCAGGAUGACAUCUUUACCCAGCCUGUGAACAUGGCAGGUUUGCCUGCCAUCACCCUGCCAGCAGGUAUAUCACACAGAGGUCUUCCCAUCAGCCUGCAGCUGAUUGGUCAAACACUACAAGACUGGAAGUUGUUGACAGUAGCACACUGGCUGGAGCAACAAGUUAACUUUCCAAUGAUACGUUUCCAUGGAGACUCAAAUGAGAGAGAGAGGUGGAGAGAUCAUUCAGGGAAGGGACACAUAUAACAGGAUUAUAACCACACUGAAACAGAAGAUUCAAGAUGAAGAGGGACUAAAGCUAAUGAAUAAAUACUUUUUACCAGUA
Messenger RNA from Triplophysa dalaica, 1689 nucleotides. It is a transcript of the gene qrsl1, whose product is annotated as glutaminyl-tRNA amidotransferase subunit QRSL1. Lineage: Eukaryota; Metazoa; Chordata; Actinopteri; Cypriniformes; Nemacheilidae. Gene Ontology annotation, biological process: mitochondrial translation; glutaminyl-tRNAGln biosynthesis via transamidation. The transcript has 11 exons. Gene Ontology annotation, cellular component: glutamyl-tRNA(Gln) amidotransferase complex; mitochondrion. Gene Ontology annotation, molecular function: glutaminyl-tRNA synthase (glutamine-hydrolyzing) activity. Bases 54 to 1610 code for a protein of 518 amino acids. The record is from RefSeq and is a predicted model, not a curated record.